Messenger RNA from Cetraspora pellucida, 1077 nucleotides. NCBI's taxonomy places the organism in Eukaryota, Fungi, Glomeromycota, Glomeromycetes, Diversisporales, Gigasporaceae. The record is from the annotation of a GenBank genome assembly.
AUGGCUCAACAACCAGAAUUAUCCAGAUUAUCUUUACCUAAAAAUCAAGCUAUGAUUCAGAAUCAUAGAAUUCAGCUUGAACGAUUGGUACUAGAAAUAUACUUAUGGGCAAAUGCUCAUACAAUUAAUGCUGAAAACCAAGUAGCAGAUUUGCAAACACCUAAACUUGAAAAGAUUGAAAGAUAUAAUGCUAAGCAAUUAUCUGAAGCUUAUCUGCAUUCAAAUUCAGAUUUGGUAUCAACAAGAAAAACCCAUAAUGUAGAUACUAACAAAUUGGUAAUAACUAAAACUGAAAUCGAAAAGUUGGUAAGAAAUACAAUGGCAUCUACUCAAUCUGCACCAAGUGACAAGUUGAAACAUCCUAGCUUUGAUACUUUAGAGUGUCUUAACAACACAGCUGGCCUAUCUAUUAUACAAACACUAAUAGAUACAAUUACUAAAAGAGUAGUUAAUAAAUUUUCUUCUCUCUUAUCUAAGAAAAGUAAUAAAAAGGAAUUAAAAAAUUAUGAGGAUGACUCUGAUGAAGAUCUGGCUGAUCAUAUGAAUAAAACUGAACAUACUUCUCAUAAAUGUUUUAGAAAAAAAAAAAACAGAUCUAAGAAAAAAGAUAAUGUUAAUAAGGUCACUUUAGAUUCAGGUUCAGAUAUUAACAAUUCUUCUAGUAGCAAUUUUGGAUCUGAUUCUAAGAUAGGAUCUGAUGCUAUGAAUUCAUCUUCUGAAUCUGAGUCUGAUUAUAGUAUUAACAUACAUGUCUCUAAAGCAAAAAAAACAAAACCAGUUUUGGAUAUACCCAAGUCAGAGAAAGAAGAGAUUAUAAAUAAUCCUAUGGAAAUUGAUUUUGUUCAAAAAAAAGAUCCAGCUAUGGAUAUGGUAACUACAAAUUGCAAAAUUAAACAAUUAGUAAUUCUAAUGGCUACAGUUGACCCUGGUGCAAAUUUUCCAAUUAUAACAAAAGAUAUUGCUAAAUGUUUAAAACUUAUAAUUGAUACAAAAGAAAAACAUGAUCUUAGUGAAAUUGCUACAGCACCUAUUGAAUUCAUUGGAAUUGUCUAUAAUGCUCCAGUAACUUUUACCUGA